CCAGAAAACGAAUCCACCCCUCGCCAGCAGCUCUUGGAGCAUUUCUUGCGCUUGCUUCAGAGGAAAGAUCCGCACGGAUUCUUCGCCUUCCCGGUGACAGACGCCAUUGCUCCAGGAUACUCCAUGAUAAUCAAACAUCCCAUGGACUUCAGCACAAUGAAGGACAAAAUCGACGCAAACGAAUACAAAACUAUCACAGAAUUCAAGGCAGACUUCAAGCUGAUGUGUGACAACGCCAUGGUUUAUAACCGACCGGAGACGGUUUACUACAAAGCUGCCAAGAAGCUUCUCCACACAGGAUUCAAAAUGAUGAGCAAAGCUGCCAUUUUGGGAGAUGACCACAUUGCGCCUGAGGAACCGGUGACGGAGAUCACGCCAAUCCACACGGAGUACCCCAAAAAGUCCAAAAAGCAGCCCGUCAAGGAGCCCAUCAUCAGUGAUCUGUAUGAGCAGGAGGGCAACGCCUGCAGUUCGACGGACAGCACGGCGGAGGAGCAUGUGUUGGCGCUGGUGGAGCACGCGGCGGAUGAAGCACGGGAUCGAAUCAACCGUUUCAUGCCAAGCUCUAAGAUGGGGUACCUCAAAAAGGACUCCGACGGGUCCCUCAACUACACUGUUGUAAAUCAAGAUCCUGAAGCAGAAGAGGAAGAGACUCUUCCUGUAGAUUUGAGCUCUUUGGCGAACAAGCUCAUACCUGGACUGACGUCGCUGGGCUUUAAAGACGACAGGAGACACAAAGUGACGUUCUUGAGCAGCGCGUACAACACUCAGACUCUUCAGAACAACUCCGUCUAUCCUGAUCUACUUCCAGAGGAGAUGGACAUGCUGUACUCGGCUUACGGAGACGAGACCGGGGUCCAGUGCGCUCUCAGUCUGCAGGAGUUUGUUAAGGGUUCUGGAAGUUUUACCAAAAGGCUUGUGGAUGAUUUGCUGGAUAAAAUGACAGCUGGUGAUCAUUCGAAGGCUGUCAUGCAAAUCCGACAGGUAUUAACAUUUCAGUGUUAACAGUCUCUUUUGACAAGAUACUUUUUGUGGU
Messenger RNA from Sinocyclocheilus grahami, 1036 nucleotides. RefSeq names its product bromodomain-containing protein 9-like. Gene Ontology annotation, biological process: regulation of transcription by RNA polymerase II. The record is from RefSeq and is a predicted model, not a curated record. Lineage: Eukaryota; Metazoa; Chordata; Actinopteri; Cypriniformes; Cyprinidae. The coding region runs from base 124 to 1005 and encodes 293 amino acids. Gene Ontology annotation, cellular component: nucleus. The transcript has 9 exons.